AUGAGUGGUGUUAAGCGCGUGAAGCUUGGCGGGGAUGGGUUCAUGUCGAAUGUCUGCCCAGACGAAAAUCCGGAUGAUCCCAACCCACUAUCAUUGAUCGAGGAUAUCCAGUUCUGUAUUUCUAAAGUAGUAGACGAUGAUGCAGCUGGUUUCGAUCCCCAAGCUUACACGCGGAGGGGUUAUGAUCCUAAUGUAGUGACUUACACUACUUUGAUAAAGGGUCUUUGUAUGCAAGAACGGGUAGGUCCUGCACUUGAACUGUUCGAGAAAAUGAUUGAACAAGGUAUUCGCCCGAAUGCUGUUACAUUUAACACUCUUAUAUGCGGGUUUUGUAGGAAUGGGGAAGUCUGUUUUGCUUUAGAGUUGCAGAGGAUGAUGGUGGAAUGGAAUUGUAGUCCUAAUGUGAUCACUUAUACUACUCUUAUUCAAGGUCUGUGUAUGCAGGAGAUGAUAGGUCCUGCCUUUAAACUGUUUGGAAAGAUGAUUGAUCAAGGUAUUCAACCUAAUGCUGUUACUUGUGGGUCUAUUAUAUGUGGGCUCUGUAGAAAUGGGGAAGUUGAUUUUGCUCUAGAGUUGCAGAGGAUGAUGGGGAAAUGGAACUGUACUCCUAAUGUGAUCACUUAUACUUCUUUGAUUCAUGGGUUUUGCAAUUCUGGCAAGUUAAAUCAAGCAAUCAAACUCUAUGAAGAGAUGUGUAGUUGGGGAAUCUCACCGAACGCAGUAACACUCACUGUGUUAUUAGAUUCUUCAUGUAAAGAUGGGAGAAUGAAAGAUGCUUGCCAUGUAUUUGAUCUGAUGACCAAGUUAGGAAUGGAGCCUGAUGUAGUAACAUAUAAUUCAUUAAUCAAUGGCUACUGCAGGGGUUGCAGAUUGGAUGAAGCUAUUCAACUCUUUUACAAAAUGGAACAAAAUGGUAUCAAAGCCAACCAAGUUACUUAUAACACCCUAAUUGCUGGACUAUGCCGAGUUGGAAAAGUUAGCACUGCAGGACGCUUAUUUGUCCAUCUACAAAUGGCCAGUGAAAAUGGUGAAGGUGUGUGA
Messenger RNA from Papaver somniferum (opium poppy), 1041 nucleotides. RefSeq names its product pentatricopeptide repeat-containing protein At1g12775, mitochondrial-like. Gene Ontology annotation, molecular function: protein binding. NCBI's taxonomy places the organism in Eukaryota, Viridiplantae, Streptophyta, Magnoliopsida, Ranunculales, Papaveraceae. The transcript has 2 exons. Bases 1 to 1041 code for a protein of 346 amino acids. The record is from RefSeq and is a predicted model, not a curated record.